CGUAUUUUGGAAUGUAGCCGUGUGGAUCGUAUUUGGUGUUGUAGUAGUGACUGGAAAUGUUUGAAAAACGAAAAUGUGGUACUGGUGGCGGAAAUGAACAAACCAUGGAUUAUAAUCUGAAAGGAGGAAGAAUGAUAUCAGAUCCUUUACAAGGAGAAGAAAUUGUUAUAUCAGGUUUAUCCGGCGCUUUUCCAAAUUCGAUGAACGUCAACGAAUUUAAAGAAAACUUAUUUAAUAAGGUAAAUAUGGUAACGCCAAAUCGAAGAUGGGACUAUGACCACCCCGAAAUGCCAACACGUUCUGGGACUAUUCCUGAAAUCGACAAAUACGAUUCUGGAUAUUUUGGUGUACAUGAGAGACAAUCUCAUUCUCUGGAUACGAUGACUAGUCUUCUUCAAGAAAGAACGAUCGAGGCUAUCUUUGAUGCAGGGAUGCACCCUUCAGAUCUCGAAGGCACCAACACUGGUGUUUUCGUUGGGUCAUGCUUCAGUGAGAACGACAAGGUGUGGUACUGGGAUAAUAUGGCGAGUCAAACUUACGCAGUGACGGGAUCGGAGCGAUCCAUGAUGGCACAUCGGCUCAGUUACUUUUUAAAACUGAAAGGGCCGUCAUAUAGAUUAGACUCUGCUUGCAGCAGUUCUUUGUACGCUCUGGAGCACGCAUAUAGGGCUAUUCGGCUUGGAGAAGUCGACGCUGCAAUUGUGGCCGGUACACAACUUUGUUUACAUCCUUUCGUAACAAUGCAGUUUUCAAGGUUGGGAGUUUUAAGUCACGACGGCGUAUGCAAAUGUUUCGACGCUCGAGGUGAUGGCUAUGCUAGAUCAGAAGCGGUCAUUUCUGUAGUCCUACAAAAAUCUAAAUCUGCUAAAAGGGCCUACGGGCAACUGGUCCACAUCGGAACAAACUCCGAUGGAUACAAAGAGCAAGGCAUAACAUUUCCAUCGGCUCCCGCUCAAAUAGAUCUACUGACCGAAUUUUAUAAUCAAUGCGACGUAGACAAGUGCAGUUUGAGCUAUCUAGAGACUCAUGGAACUUCUACUGUCGUUGGUGAUCCAGAAGAGUGUUAUGCUAUCGACACGGUCUUUACGAAGCAUCGAAAACAACCGCUGCUGAUUGGUUCAGUCAAAUCCAAUAUUGGGCACUCAGAAGCUGCUUCGGGUCUAUGUUCUAUCACAAAGUGUAUAAUAGCAAUGGAAUCCGGCUUUAUUCCACCAAACCUCAACUUUACUACACCCAGAAAAGAAAUAAAAGGAAUUGUAGAAGGUAGGAUGAAGGUGGUCGUAGAUAAAAUGCCAUUUGAGGAUGAUAGGAGCUUGAUAGGCGUUAGCAGUUUCGGGUUUGGUGGCAGUAACUGUCACGUGCUGCUCAAAAGGAACCCGAAAGAAAAAAUUAAUAAAGGAUUACCGGAAGAUAACCUUCCAAGGUUGGUUUGUGUGAGUGGAAGAACAACUGAGGCUGUAAACGCUUUACUGGAUGCUGUUUCUCGCAAUGGACUGGACGCCGAGUUUGUUGGAUUACUACAUGAAGGAUAUAGAAGAAAUGUGGAGGAUCAUUUGUAUAGAGGCUACGCAAUAGUAACAAAGACAGGAGAGAUUAGUAGGUCCUUGAAAUGUUCUCCGGGGUCUUGUAAACCCCUUUAUAUUGUUUUUGGAGAAUUGGAUAAUUGGCGUAACAUCGGGCACCAAUUGAUGGUUUUGCCCACUUUUUCUGCUUUCAUUCAAAGGUUACAAAAUAAUCUAUCGACUAAAGGAGUCCACAUCUGGGAUUUGUUACUUAAUAGGAGAGUUGCAGAAAAAAAUAGCAGUCAAGUGUUGGGCAGUAUUGUGGUACAAGCUGGUAUAAUAGAGGUUCUGAAUUUAUUAUGCAUAAAACCAAAGGCUUACCUGAGUUAUUCUUUUGGAGGGUUACUUUCUUCAUACUGCAAUGAUCUUCUAUCUUUAGAAGAAACUGUUAAUUGUGCUUUGGUUAUAGAUGAGGCUGUAAAUAACAACAACAACAACAACAGCAAUGAAAAAACGAACAUUUUGCAGACCUACACUGAUCUAGAUAGCAAUGGUAAUGCCAACAGGGAUAAUUUGCAUUCUGCUUUUGAUAGCUUGAACUUAUAUUUGGACUCAUCAACGACGAAGAAAGACCUUAUAAAUAAAUUAUCAAAUACAUUGGCCGAUAAAAAAGUAUUCAAAGAUCAGGGAACAACCGAAUGGGCUACAAAUUGUGUAAACUCUCUAAGUCAGGACAGAUUUCGAGGUACCGAAAAAAUGGACUUAGAUUCGGUGACCUUUCGAAUUGGUAGCGGACCAUCAGAUACAUCCGAGGACCGUCCCAUAGUUUCCCUUUUCGACAAAAAAAAAGGGAACUGCCUCAUCGAAUUAAUGGAAACUCUGGGGAGAUUAUACGAAUUAGGUUGUAAUCCGCAAAUCAGCAGAUUGUAUCCCCCGAUACAAUUUCCAGUAAGCAGAGGGACGGAGAUGAUUUCCCCAUACAUCAAAUGGCUUCACAGAAGGGAAAAAUUCGUUCCACGUUUUGACGUAGAAUUAAUACGACAGGCUGAACUCGGAUGGAAACGCUACCAUAUUAAAUCCGUGGAUCACGAAUGGGCGUACAUUACUGGACACGUCAUAGAUGGUAGAAACCUAUUUCCCGCCAUGGGAUAUUUAUAUCUUGUGUGGGACGCAUUUGCAAAUAUUAGUAAAAUAUCUUUCCAUGACAUGCGAAUAGUAUUCGAAAACUGUAGAUUCAUGAGGGCUACGACUGUAUCCCAAAAACGCCAACUCGUGUUGGAAGUGGUGAUUUACCGUGGCACCGGCAAUUUUGAAAUUGUCGAAGGCAAUACGGUAGUCGUUAAAGGAAGGAUUUCCCUGUUAGAUGACAAAGGAUGUUGCUCUACUAUACGGGCAUUCGAUGAACCUCUUUUAUCUCAUAACACUGAUUUUCCCUUGAAAACUAAAGACGUUUAUAAGGAACUACGUUUGAGAGGAUAUAACUACGAGGGAGCGUUUCGUGGAAUUGAAGAAACUAACGUAGAUGCUUCCAAAGCAUUUCUAAGAUGGGAGGACAAUUGGGUUAGUUUCCUUGACAACAUGCUUCAGCUUAAGAUUCUGCAGAUAGACAGCAGGUUAUUGUACGUACCAAUAUUUAUUUCUAACUUGACGAUAUCGGCUAAAGAUCAUCUCGAUACGAUCAAACGCGACGUAACCGCUGAUAAUGAAACUCCUCUCCUUCCUGUUUAUUGCGACCAAGCAACUGGAAUUAUCAGGUCGGGAGGGAUAACCAUAUCUGGUUUACUUGCCAAGUCGAUACCGCGAAGGAAAGAUCUGGGUAUACCAGUUCUGGAGAAAUAUACGUUCGUACCAAACGACACAGAAUUGGGUUUACAUGAGUCUGUAAGGGUUAAUAUCCAGAUAGUCUUGGAAAACACCUUGAUGUAUCAAGUUAAGGCCAUGGAACUUAUAAAUGAAUUGACUCCCAAAGACGCCCCACCUCUAAUGCCUAUUGUCGAGAUGGUACUGAGAGAUCAGCCUUUAGUACAACCUUUCCUUAAAAUAUUAAGCAAAACCCCCUUAGAUGUCUCUGUGGAAGUUGAAAAUAGAAAAUUAAGUGGCGAGACGGACUGUUUGAUUGUAAUUGCUUCAAAUAUUUUAAAAAGACAAAGUAUUUUGGAUGAAGCAUUUAUGGCUCUGAAAGAAAACGGGUUUAUCAUAUCCCGCGAACACCUGGAUUGUGACGAUUCUUUGAUAAAAUGUCCAGAAAUAACUGUUCUGACAGUGCACAAAACGCCAACAGAAACAUUGUUACUUCUUCAGAAGAAAGCAAACGUUAAAGAACCAAGUUACAUCAAGAUUGCUUCCUCUGACAGCUUCUCUUGGAUACACAAACUCCAAGGCACCUUAAAGACAAAAGGCGACGUGGUACUUUACGCAGAAAAAGAACCCAGCAACGGAAUAUUAGGCCUCUUGAAUUGCCUAAGAAGAGAACCAGAUAGCAGACACGUCAGAGGUGUGUUUUUGAUGGACGACAUAACAAAAUUUCAACCGACACAUUCUUUAUUUGUCGAUCAACUGAAGAAAAAUAUGGCCGUCAAUGUGUACAAAAACAACAAGUGGGGCACCUAUAGGCAUCUGUUGUUGGAUAAACAAAACCUUGUAGAAAGCGAGCACUGUUUUGUGAAUCUGACGGUUCCUGGAGACCUAUCCAGCCUUAGAUGGUUCGAAGGGCCCCUUUGCCAUCAGACGUCGGUGUCGUCUGAAAAUAAAUUAAUAUACGUGUACUAUGCUGCGUUAAAUUUCAGAGACGUCAUGACGGCUAGCGGUAAACUUACUGUCGACGCCAUAACCCAAAACAGGCUGGAGCAGGAGUGCGUUCAGGGAUUCGAAUUCUCUGGAAGAGACAGCAAAGGGCGUAGAGUAAUGGGUAUGAUGACCUUUGGAGCACUAUCCACUUUAGUGCUUGGUGAUUUCUCCUUGUAUUCCGAAGUCCCAGACUCUUGGAGUUUGGAAGAAGCAGCUACUGUUCCAGUUGUGUAUGGAACAGUUGUGUACGCCUUACCAAUUCGUGGACAACUGAAAAGAGGUGAAACUAUUUUAAUUCAUUCGGGCACUGGAGCUGUCGGUCAAGCCGCCAUACGAUUCUCUUUGUAUUUCGGAUGUAAAGUGUUUACCACCGUGGGAACUCCAGAGAAACGGGAAUUCCUCAAGAGAGUUUUCCCCGUCCUUGAAGAUCGUCAUAUCGGCAAUUCCCGCGACGAGACGUUUGAGCAGAUGAUAUACCGAGAAACAAACGGUAGAGGAGUGGACAUUGUGCUGAACUCUCUGGCUGAAGAUAAGCUCGUAGCGUCCGUCAGGUGUCUUGCCAAAGGAGGCAGGUUGAUAGAGAUAGGAAAAUACGACAUGGCGAAUAACAACGAACUUAGUCUACUUCUGUUCCAGAAGGAAGCUAGUUUUCAGGGGGUUAUGUUGGAUCAGCUUUCCCGGGACAUUCCAUGGAGGAAAAUGCAGCUUAUGAGCAUAUUUACAAAGUUUUUGAAAAGCGGAGCCAUGCAACCAUUAAGUAGAACUGUUUUUAAUUAUGAUGACGUUGAGGAAGCCUUUAGAUUCAUGACUACAGGCAAGCACAUGGGAAAAGUUCUGAUCAAGAUACGGGAGCCCGAGCAGCAGCUUGUAACGCCGCCCUCUGUACAAAAAUUUUUCGGCUUACCCAAGUUUUUGGCCGAACCAGACAAGACCUAUGUGAUUAUUGGUGGUUUGGGAGGAUUUGGACUGGAAUUAGCGGACUGGUUGGUGGUCAGAGGAGCGAGAAAGCUGGUGCUUUCGUCCCGAAAAGGAAUUAACAGCGGCUACCAGAAUAUGAGGAUCAGAUUAUGGAGGUCCUACGGAGCUUUAGUAAAAAUAUCCACUACACCCAUUACAACAAAAGACGGAUGCUACCAGCUCAUCCGUGAAUCCUUAGAGUUAGGCCCUAUCGACGCCAUCUUCAAUUUGGCUGUGGUGCUUGAGGAUUCCCUUUUCGAAAAUCAAUCCCCGGAAGCUUUCGUGACGUCUUUCGCCCCUAAAGCUACCGCCACGGAAUACCUGGACGAACUAACCAGGGAAAUGUGCCCCGAACUAAGUCAUUUUGUGGUAUUCUCUUCUGUUUCCUGCGGACGAGGCAACGCGGGGCAAACGAAUUACGGAAUGGCUAACUCUGUGAUGGAGAGGGUUUGUGAAAGGAGGAGGCAAAGCGGUUACCCGGCCCUCGCUAUCGAAUGGGGUGCAGUAGGGGAGGUCGGUCUGGUUGCGGAGAUGCUGGGCGACGCAAAAAUCGAAAUAGGUGGGACUUUGCAGCAGAAAAUUUCCAGGUGUCUUCAAGUAAUGGAUACUCUCCUCAAACAGAAGGACGCAACAAUCGUAUCGAGCAUAGUCGUGGCUGAAAAACGAGGGGCGAACGCAUCCGAUAACAUCGUUGAUGCCGUUCUAAAUAUUUUAGGUGUCAGUGAUAUCAAGUCGGUCAGUCUCCACUCGACUUUAGCGGAACUCGGAAUGGACUCGAUGUCAGGUGUCGAAAUCAAACAAACCCUAGAGAGAGAGUUCGAAGUGUACCUCACCCCAAAAGACAUACGAACGAUGACACUGGCGAGGCUGAAAGAGAUUCAAGAAGAGAAGAAUGAAAUUAAUCAAAAUGGAGAGGCGACAGAAGGGAAAACUGAAAUGGAGACAGUCUUUAGACUUGUCGGUGACGAGGCAGAGAGUACCGUUCCAUAUCUUCGGCUUAGAUCUAAAAUUAAGGAAGAAACUGUGGCUCCAAAGGUACUUUUCUUUCCAGGAAUAGAAGGAUUCGCUAGGGUCUUCGACAACCUGGCGGGUAAAAUCAGUGCACACGCUAUUGGGUUACAACUUACUUAUGGCAAUCAAGCAAUGUCCAUAGUUGAAAUAGCGGAGUCUUUGAUACCGACGGUGGAAGAACACUUGUCAAAAACCGAGCCGUUCCACUUCCUGGCCUACUCGUAUGGUUCCCUGGUAGCUCUGGAAGUGGUCCAUAUUUUAGAAUCUAGGGGCUACCAAGGCACAAUAGUCUGUCUAGACGGUGCUCCGACAGUGAUGGAGAAGAUGUUGGAGCAUUUCGACGUAACAUCGGAGGAAUAUUUCCAAACCACCCUCUCCUGCCAUCUGUUGUCUACAUACAUAUCACCUAAUCUAGUUCUAGAGCACAAAGAUGCGAUACUCAAAUGCGGUUCUUGGGAUGAAAGAGUGACUUUAGGGAUGGAUCUGGCCAAAGACGGCCUCCCUUAUGAAAGAAACUAUUUCAGGACCGUUUCUAACAAUCUCUACUGGCGUCUCAAAGCAUUAAUGGUCUAUAGUCCAUCCUUUAGCAAAUUAGAGUCCGAUAUAAGGUUGUACAAACCCAAGCAAGCCACUGCACAAGACCUCGAAGAAGAUUACGGAUUGUCGAAGAUAUUUACAAAACCUGUAGACGUCAAGGUGUUCGACGGCAACCAUUUUACUUUCCUGGAAGACGAAGCCUUAGCUGAAGCCAUCAAUGAAGACAUAAAGGGAACGACUUCUUGUUAACCUCUGUUUUUAUUUCAUUUUACUUUGCUACAACAUAGCUUUAGUCGAGGCCUUUAAUGGCGAUAUUCGCAAAUAGAGAACGAUGUUUUGUAAUUUUGUUAAUAAAUUCAUUUUUAAAAAAUUGUAAUAAAAAGUAAAAUAAU
Molecule: messenger RNA, 7186 nt
Organism: Anoplophora glabripennis (Asian longhorned beetle)
Lineage: Eukaryota; Metazoa; Arthropoda; Insecta; Coleoptera; Cerambycidae
Product: fatty acid synthase
Exons: 30
Coding region: 57-7043 (2328 amino acids)
Biological process (GO): fatty acid biosynthetic process
Molecular function (GO): 3-oxoacyl-[acyl-carrier-protein] synthase activity; phosphopantetheine binding; oxidoreductase activity
Source: RefSeq, a predicted model, not a curated record